CGGGACUUUGUGUGGUGGGGAACCAUCAUUGGAGUGGUGGUUCUUACAGGUGCGUGUGCUGCGAAUCCAGGCCCCGAGCGCGGGUGGUGGGCUCAAAACUGACCUGAUGGGCCAACCCGGCGCAGUUCUAUGUCUUGUCGGCUGCACUUCUGCCGCCCCGGGCGUUCCUGAGCUAUCCCUCCUGACCGUUCACGGUCCGGAGCUUAGCGGCAUCGAGCAUGUCGACAUUGGGCUUUAUGGUCUCUGCAUCAGGACCUCUCACAGCCUCGACUGCCGCCCCACGGCCGGCUACGACAUCGGCGCCCUCGUCGAUUCGUUCCACCCGCCGCCCAACGGCACCAUCUCGCCGAACCUCUACCUCCUCCUCGAGACGUCGCUGCGCCUGCAGUCCAGGGUCCUGGUCAGCCCGCUCCCGGGCGCCGGCGUGGCCUUCAGCCUGGCCCUCGUGUUCUGGUACCUCAAGCGGCGCGCGGACCCGGAGGACGGCGGCGGCAAGGCGCUCCCGCGCUGGUCGGGCCGGCUGUUCUGGCUCCUGGCGGCCAUCUCCUUCACGCUCGCGCUGGGCGCCGCGCUCUGCACCACCGUCGUCGUCGGCGCCGCCGUCUUCGUGUCCGGGCUCGCGCCGCCCGACAGCCCGCUGCUCGUCGACGCCUACGCGAGGCACGUCGUCGCGCUCGAGUGGGUCGUCGUCUGCCUCGUGCUCUUCUUCAUGCUGCUCGCCAAGGAGCGGUGCGGUAAGUCCGAGGCCGACGCGGCCCCCGUCCUGCCCAUCACCGAGAAGAAGAAGAAGAGGAAGAAGAACGGGGAGGGGGCGGUCAAGCCUGACCCGAGUGACUCGAGCACGGUCUGCGGCGGCUCCAGCUCCGACGGGACGUUGACCGGGCCGUUUGGCCGCCCUCCCGCGUUCCCAGGGCACAAGUCUGAUAUGGCCAAGCAGGUUCAGCCCCCGUCGAAGAUGCAGCCGCCGCCCCGGCCCCCGGGAAGGACGCCAGCCUCCACGUUGGGUGGGCCCUUCGCAACUUAUUGUAACGCUCCUGGCGACCCGGCGCCCGGCGCUCCGUUACAGCGGCCUGCGAUGGCAGUAGCGCUCACUCGCCAGCCGACGCCGGGACACGUGAGCGAGGCCGAGAGCACUUCUUCGUCGGCUUCCUCCCAAGCGCCAUCCCAGUCGGUCGCCCGUCCCGCCGACCCCGGUCGAAAGGGGAAAGUACGGCGGUUCAAUAAGCGACUAGCCGAUCAGCCGGCUCCCCGCCUGCCACACGCCCUUCAGCAAAUCCCACAGGGCUCUUUCCCGGCUCGUCCGCGGCCAUCCUAUCAGGCAGACGCACGAACCGCCAGCUCGAUUCCAUCUUCACGCCCAAGAUCUAUCCAGACAACCCCGCCACCCUCUGUCCGGUCUCAAGGCGCAGCAACCGGAACGUCGCAAACGCCGCCGCCGAGCGAGGACGAGGUGCGGGCGUGGCGCGAGCAUCUGGAAGCCAGAGAACAUCAGCAAGACGAACAGGUACUGCUGAUCGAGGAAGCCCAGGCCCGGCUGGACCAACGAGCGCAGGCGACUAAACGGGCCCGGCAUGAUCUGCGGGCCCAAGAAUGGCGGGUCCGCGAGGAAAGGCUGGCGAUCCAGGCCGAGCGAGACGAAGACGAGAGAGCCCGGCAAGCCCGGCAAGCCCAGGCCGAGAAAGACCGGUCCCGGGCGGCCCGGGCCCAGCGAAGCCAGGACAAGAUGCAGGCAGCCAGGGCCACCCUCGACUCGGCGCUGUUUUCCCGCCAGUUGAGCCGCCGCAGCCAGCAGGCGGCCCAAGCCGCCGCACCCACCGCUCCGCAUCCAGUUCCGGGUCUUCUCGUAACCGAACCGACAUUCCACCAGGCCGAGAGCGACCCGGACCCCCGGGGGCGCGCGGCCCGCCCGUGGGACGACAAGACGCCGGAGCGGUCCAUGUCCGUGCAGCCCGGCAGCAGGGGGGCCGACGACGUGCUGCAGCGGACGCAGUCCAUGUCUUCGGGCAGGAAGGUGAAGAUCGAUCCAACGCUGCGCCCCAGAAGCAAAUUGUCCGAGUAA
This is a messenger RNA of Gaeumannomyces tritici R3-111a-1, 2059 nucleotides long. RefSeq lists its product as hypothetical. The record is from RefSeq and is a predicted model, not a curated record. The transcript has 2 exons. Bases 107 to 2059 code for a protein of 650 amino acids. NCBI's taxonomy places the organism in Eukaryota, Fungi, Ascomycota, Sordariomycetes, Magnaporthales, Magnaporthaceae.